Messenger RNA from Erigeron canadensis, 1126 nucleotides. RefSeq lists its product as uncharacterized. The coding region runs from base 459 to 794 and encodes 111 amino acids. Lineage: Eukaryota; Viridiplantae; Streptophyta; Magnoliopsida; Asterales; Asteraceae. The transcript has 4 exons. The record is from RefSeq and is a predicted model, not a curated record.
AGUUGCUCUAAUAUCUAUACAUCACCAUUAUCAUCAUGUAUUUCCCCCAAAUAUCUAGCCACCACCACUGACCGCCGGCUACCUACUGCCGCCGCCCCUCAGCCACCGGAAAACACCACCAGCGGCGCUCCACCACUCAUCCACACCCAACCGUCGCCUUUUUUUCUCUAUCUAGGAACCGUAAAAACGGAUCUCCACUUGCUUUCUUUGCACAGCCGUGACACACCACCGUUGUGACAGCCUCCGAACGCCGGAGAACAACCAGCAGCGCCGACCACCACAGGAUCUUUUUCCGGUCACCACCCAUCCACCCUCUAAAACCCCAUCUUCUUGGGAAAUGAUCAUUUUUCAAUAAUAAAAUUCGUGGGUAUAGAUCUCAGUCAACAUAUAAUCUCGUUCUCUAUCCUUUUCAUCCCAAUUCAUCACAUAUUGAAGAAAUUGUUUUAAAGCAAAAUAGGAUGGGAUCCGGCGAAGUUUUGAAAGCUGUGAAGGUUUAUAGAGAACUAUUGAAAGCAGUGAAGAAACACAUUGGGAAAGAAGAACAUAAAAUGCAUUUCAGAGAUUUCAUAAAGUCAGAGUUUAGGAAAUGUGGUGACGGGUUAGAAACAUCGUUAGUCCAGCAGAAAAUACAACUUGCCCAUGAUUAUACUUGCCUUUUGAAUAGUGUCCAUCAUCACCAGGAUUUGCUAUUUUCUUACAAUAUUGCAGUAGAUAGAACAGAGGAAAUGAAGAAAGUACUUGGAAAGUCUGCUGCAAGUGUGGGUCUCCAGCUUCCUGAGGUUUAUCAGGCUUGAAAUUUGAGAAUGAAGAUAGUAUGGUUUGAAUGUUUUGGAAGCACGAGCAAUGAUGAUGAAGCUCAAAUACAUUAUAAUGCUGCCAAUAACCACCCUUUGCAUGUUAGUGGGAGUACGUAUUGCAGUCAUGAAGCUACUUUGAUGUCAUGAACUGAAGAUUUUUUAUUCUCUUUUUUAUAUGCCAUCUACAAAUUUCCUCCAUUAACGAAAUUUACAUUACUAAUAGGAGGUGUUAGCCUUGGGAUCUUGAAACUCAAGUUACAAAAUGUUUUGGAUGUUUGCAAUUUAAUUUGUUCAAUCGCUCUUCUAUUUAUCUUGCGUGAUUGACACUA